Molecule: messenger RNA, 1436 nt
Organism: Chelonia mydas (Green sea turtle)
Lineage: Eukaryota; Metazoa; Chordata; Testudines; Cheloniidae
Gene: MRPS7
Product: mitochondrial ribosomal protein S7
Exons: 5
Coding region: 162-884 (240 amino acids)
Biological process (GO): translation; ribosomal small subunit assembly
Cellular component (GO): ribosome
Molecular function (GO): rRNA binding; structural constituent of ribosome; mRNA binding
Source: RefSeq, a predicted model, not a curated record
AAACAAGAUCCUGCUACCACAGGAAAGCGGCCUGCCCCUAGUCAGCAGGCCGGCGCGCACCGGCCUGCUCUGCACACGCAAGCGGCUACCCGGCGGGCAAGACACAGCAACGCAGGCUGCGGCCCGGGCAGCCUGACGGGGUCCUGCAGCCCGGAUGCAAGAUGGCGGCUCCCACGGCGGGGAGGCUUGCGGCGCUGGGCUGUCGGCUGGCCUCUCCCGCGCGGGCCUGGCUGCCCAGGCUGACCCAGGUGAGAUGGAGCCAGUAUGGCCCCAGUUACCUCGAACCAGAAGUGAACAAGGAGGUGUACCGCAAACCCCUGGAGGAGCUGUCUGAGGAGGAGAAAAUGCAACAGGAGCUCAAGGCCCUCCAGCUUAUAAAAGCUACCCCUUCUAAUGUCACCAGCUCUGUGUUCAGUGACCCUACAAUCAGUAAAUUCACCAACAUGAUGAUGAAGGGAGGAAACAAAGUGCUGGCCAGAUCCAUCGUUACACAGACCUUAGAAACCAUUAAGAGGAAGCAGAUUGAGAAAUACCAUCAAGCCUCUGAGGAGGAGAGGGAGAGCAUUGAGUGCAACCCUUACAUCAUCUUCCAUCAGGCACUGAAAAACUGCCAGCCCAUCAUUGGACUCUGCAACAUCCAGAAAGGAGGCAAAACCUACCAGGUCCCAAGCCCCCUGAAGGACAAUCGGAAACGCUUCCUGGCCAUGAAGUGGUUAAUUACUGAAUGCAGGGAACAUAAGCAUUAUCGGACAUUCAUGCAUGAAAAACUAUCCCAGGAACUGCUGCAGGCCUUCAACAAUGAGGGCCCUGUGAUCAAGAGAAAGCAUGACAUGCACAAGAUGGCCGAGGCUAACCGGGCGUAUGCCCAUUAUCGCUGGUGGUAGGGGACCCCCUGAGAGCAAGAGACCUUGCCUUACAACAACAAGAACAUUUCGUCACACUCCUAUACUUGUGGAGCCCAGACCUGUGAAGAAGUAGCCUCCGUCUACUUUCUGGAGAGAUGAUGUAUAGGGGAGGUUGCCUGCCAGCUUCUGUUAACUGCUUCUAGGCUGGGUCCUUAAGCAGAUAAAAAUCAAGAUGAAAGAUGCACCCAUAAAAGCCUCAUUUCCUUUAGAUAUUUUUAUGAGCAACACUAUAUAAAAUUUCCUCUUUCCUCCAUGUACCUGCUUUCUGAGAGCAGGGGAGGGGAUGUCUUCAAGUCAGUCUACUCACAUGAUAAACAAGUUUUUGCUCUUGUUAGCAUCCAAGCCAAGGGUGAGCAAGCUGGAAUGUACUGUGAAUGUUCUUUAUGUGUAUCAAUGCUAGAGACAGAAAAGAGCCCAGUUUGAAUUUUAGAUUGUUGCAAUACUGUCUGUUAGCAGAAUCAUUGUUUGACUGAGCACAUGUGACCUGGAUGUUAAUGAGAAAAUAAAAAUGGAACCUCUCUAUCAUCCUCA